Haliotis rufescens (red abalone) is the source of this 1559-nucleotide messenger RNA. RefSeq names its product heparanase-like. Gene Ontology annotation, molecular function: hydrolase activity, acting on glycosyl bonds. The transcript has 10 exons. NCBI's taxonomy places the organism in Eukaryota, Metazoa, Mollusca, Gastropoda, Lepetellida, Haliotidae. Gene Ontology annotation, cellular component: extracellular matrix; membrane. The record is from RefSeq and is a predicted model, not a curated record. Bases 54 to 1508 code for a protein of 484 amino acids.
AUGAUUGUUAUCUGUUUGAGACAGUAAAGAACUGGUUGUGGACGACUUUGUACAUGGCUUUGCUAGGCCGUCUGCUAUUUUUGAGCGUGGCUUUAUUCCCUGAUUCUCGGGGUUUAAAUGUCAAUAUCUACAUCGACACCAACGUUGUCCUCAACAGAGUUCAGGACAACUUUGUUGGCGUCACCCUCGACUCCGGCAUUAUUCAAACUGGUUUGGGAAAGAGUGGUCUCAACUUGUCAUCACCCAAAUUGCUUAAUCUGGCUGGGGGCUUCCAACCGAACAUCCUUAGAAUCGGCGGGACUGCCGAAGAUGGCAUUUCCUUUGACCCGAAUAGCGUAACAGAAAACAACCAGGGGGAUCUUUCAACUUCUGUUUGGGAUGAAAUCAACGCUUUCACAUCCCUUGUUGGAUGGGAUCUGAUAUUUGGCCUGAAUGUCCUUGAAAGACGAGAUGGGCAGUGGGACCCUACCAACGCUGAGCUAUUCCUAAAUUACACAUCCAAGAAAGGAUAUCAAUUAUAUGGCCUAGAACUUGGCAACGAGCCUCGGAUGUUCCCCAAAAAGUUUAACCAGUCAGUGUCGGCCCAGCAACUUGGAAAGGAUUUUGGAACACUAGAGAAGGUGCUCAGAGAUCGGCCACACUUCAACAACACUCGAAUUCUAGGGCCAGAUGUUGCGGACAUUUUAUCAAACGAUACCAUCUCAUAUGUGGAAGAGUUUUUAGCUGCAGGCAGAGCCAGUGCGCUGGAGGGGGUAACGUUCCACCAGUAUUUUGGAAAUGGGGACAAUGCAACCAAAGAGAUGUUUACAGACCCAACCUUCAUGGAUACACUGAAUGCUUCAUUUGCGUCUGCACACAAGGCUACAGGAGCGUUGGCGUCCAACAAACCUCUUCUCCUGGGCGAAACAGGUUCCUUUUACAAUGGCGGAGUGCUGAACAUGACGGACACCUUUCUGGGGGGAUUUUUAUGGAUGGACAAGCUCGGCAUGGCCGCCCAAUCAGGCAUUCAGAAUGUGUUCAGGCAGGACUUGUAUGGACUUGGAUCAGCCAAUCGCCUGUUGGAGUCAUUCACAUACGACCCCCUACCGGACUACUGGUUAACCUUCCUCUUCAAGAAGCUUGUGGGCAACGCCGUGUUCAAGCCUCGAGUCGUUGGCCCUCCCACCGUAAGAGCGUACUGCCACUGCAUGAGGUCCAUAAAUCCAUAUUACUAUCCACGUGGGAGUCUGACUGUGUUUGCCAUGAACCUGGACACUGUUGCAGUGAACUUGACUUUCCCAGAAUACAAAGGCGGAUACAUGGACUACUUCCUGUUGUCACCGGAAGGAGAUGAUGUUCAGUCGAGAACUGUGAUCCUCAACGGCCACCAGCCUAUCCAUCUGGUUGAAAACGAGAUACCCUUUCUGGUUCCUGGUGGUGUCAGCGCAAACACCAUCACCCUCCCCUCGCUCACAUACGGAUUCUUUGUACUUUACGCUGACGCCCGUGUUUGUAAACCUGGCAACUAGACAAUCAAUGUGAAGGGUUGCUUAACGUCACAAUACAUUGUCCUGAUUCCA